CAGGACGACGGAGCAUCAUCAAACCUGAACACAUCUCUCCUUCUCCUCCAGGCCCAGAAACUGAGGUUCUCCUAACCUCAUCCCUCCUUAGGUGCAGAAGUGUUUUAUAAGCGCAAACUCCUCCUGGGAUGGAGCAGAGGGCUGUCAAUUCCAGAAUAUCGCCUCAUUGCCACUGUCCCUGCUUCUGGAGUGCGCUUUGAUGCAAUCAAUAGAUUUCUACUGGUUUAUCUAUGGACAAACCCACAUUAGGGAAGACCCAACUCCAGUCAGGAGCCUCACAAACCAGAACAUCCACAAACAAUGAACCAACACUACUAACACAACAGUGCCUACAACAACAAGGAAAACGAAGGCUUCUCAAAGCCAGCCAGGGGUAGCACAAUCAACACAGAGGGGUAUAAAGGUUCCAACCACUCAGAACACCUGGCACGACCACUCACUCACUCAGUCACUCACUCACUCACAUCUCCCCCAGCUCACCUCCUCCGCACCCCAGCAUGGCCACAUCCACCAUGUCCAUCUGCUCCAGCACUUGCUCUGACUCCUGGCAGGUGGACGACUGCCCAGAGAGCUGCUGUGAGCCCCCCUGCUGUGCCCCCAGCUGCUGCGCCCCGGCCCCCUGCCUGACCCUGUUCUGCACCCCAGUGAGCUGUGUGUCCAGCCCCUGCUGCCAGGUGGCCUGUGAGCCCAGCCCCUGCCAAUCAGGCUGCACCAGCUCCUGCACACCCUCGUGCUGCCAGCAGUCUAGCUGCCAGCCGGCUUGCUGCACCUCCUCCCCCUGCCAGCAGUCCUGCUGCAUGCCUGUCUGCUGCAAGCCCGUCUGCUGUGUGCCCGUCUGCUGCAAGCCUGUGUGCUGUGUGCCUACCUGCUCUGAGGAUUCCUCUUCAUGCUGCCAGCAGUCUAGCUGCCAGCCAGCUUGCUGUGCCUCUUCCUCCUGCCAGCAGGCCUGCUGCGUGCCCGUCUGCUGCAAGCCCGUGUGCUGUGUGCCCACCUGCUCUGAGGAUUCCUCUUCAUGCUGCCAGCAGUCUAGCUGCCAGCCAGCUUGCUGCACCUCCUCCCCGUGUCAGCAGGCCUGCUGUGUGCCCGUCUGCUGCAAGCCUGUCUGCUGCAAGUCUGUCUGCUGUGUGCCCGUCUGCUCUGGGGCUUCUACUUCAUGCUGCCAGCAGUCUAGCUGCCAGCCAGCUUGCUGCACCUCCUCUCCGUGUCAGCAGUCCUCCUGUGUGCCUAUCUGCUGCAAGCCUGUCUGCUGCAAGUCCGUCUGCUGUGUGCCCGUCUGCUCUGGGGCUUCCACUUCAUGCUGCCAGCAAUCUAGCUGCCAGCCGGCUUGUUGCACCACCUCCUGCUGCAGACCCUCCUCCUCUGUGUCCCUCCUCUGCCGCCCUGUGUGCAGGCCCGCCUGCUGUGUGCCCGUCUCCUCCUGCUGUGCCCCCACCUCCUCCUGCCAGACCAGUUGCUGCCGCCCGGCCUCCUGCGUGUCCCUCCUCUGCCGCCCCGUGUGCUCCCACCUCUCUUCCGCGUGCUGCGGCCUCUCCUCAGGCCAGAAGUCCAGCUGCUGACGGGCAGGUCCUGUUUCUCCAGAGUUGUUCCAGGGCCAUCUCUGACUUCCGAAAAUCCUUGCAGCCCUGAGCCCUGUCUGAGUCUCCUCUGCCCAGAGCCACUGCACCUCCAGCCGGCAACGCUGAGCCUUCAUGCUGAGUUCCCUCCAGGCAUGCAUCUCUCCCACACCCUCAUCUCCAUCCUGGCCAGCCGGUGGUCGCUGCGUCCUGCCCCAUGUGUGUGAUCAGUCUGUCAACGAAUAAAGUCACCACUGUGCCCUCUCA
Molecule: messenger RNA, 1820 nt
Organism: Macaca mulatta (Rhesus monkey)
Lineage: Eukaryota; Metazoa; Chordata; Mammalia; Primates; Cercopithecidae
Source: RefSeq, a predicted model, not a curated record